This is a messenger RNA of Phymastichus coffea, 3532 nucleotides long. RefSeq names its product klaroid protein-like. The coding region runs from base 190 to 2748 and encodes 852 amino acids. Gene Ontology annotation, molecular function: protein-membrane adaptor activity. Gene Ontology annotation, cellular component: meiotic nuclear membrane microtubule tethering complex; nuclear envelope. The transcript is spliced from 13 exons. Lineage: Eukaryota; Metazoa; Arthropoda; Insecta; Hymenoptera; Eulophidae. Gene Ontology annotation, biological process: nuclear envelope organization. The record is from RefSeq and is a predicted model, not a curated record.
UGUAGCUCCUGAUCAGUGAUCGCGCAGUUCAGCAUCGGCGUUUUGUAAAAAAAAAAAGAAAGUCGCGUGUGCAAACACAAUACAUGAUGAAUAACAAUUAAACGAUUUCUGUCUCCAAGUACAAAAAGUUGGAGAGGAAUUACGGUGAGAAAUAACGGAUACACAGACUACACGGAAGAAUUGUGUAACAUGGAGCAGCCAGAGAAGCAUUACGAACUGCGAAACCGCAGUCGCUCCAGAUCAGAAACUCCACAGGCAUUUAGUCGCACUGUCACUGAGAAUGAGACUGGGGAGCAUCAUUAUGACCUUAGGAGUAGGAGUAGAGAGAGAUCUAUGACUCCUGGAGAAGUCACCAGCAGCAACAGAAGAUCUACUUCCAGAUCAUUACCCAGCAGUGUGGUAAAAGCACGUACCAAAGCAAUGGACACAAUAGAGGAGCAAAAGGAUGAUACUCUGACAGAGAGUACUAUGGGGACACAGAGCAAGUCUGUCACCAAGGUAACUAGAAAGUCUGAAAGACGUUUGGAGAGGCAGAGGGUCAAGAGGCAGCUGUUAGUCAAUGGUCCAAAUAAACUAAAAGAUGAUUCUUCGGAUACUAAGUCUGAAACCAAGGAAGAAAGACAUAGAGAAAGUAUCACACCAAAAAGGAAUAUGACCAGUGAUUAUUCCUCUGAAGAAGGUGAUAGGGAUGACAACAGGUCUGGUUCUGCUUAUGAGUUCUAUAAGCAACAAGGCGAUUAUUGGAACAAAUUUCCGAAGACAGAUUACACCUACUCGCAAACGUCGACAUGUCGAUACGAGGUUGCUCCAGGAGUUAUGGCCAUUCCUAACAUGUCGCGACGAUCACUACGCUCUGAUAAUAGCUUUUACAGCAGCCAGUCUUCCAAGGCCAGCUCCAAUGAGGACAGUAGUACUAUGGACGCUAGUGAAAUUCGGCGUAACUUAGCGAACUCGGUUUCUCAACUUCCACAACACAUCAGAGGUUCCAGCAAUUUGGGAGUCAUCAAGAGAACGUAUGUCGAGAGAUCCACCGUCAGGAGAGAGGAGUACAUUUAUGACUCCUCCACUGACAACCAAAUCAACGAAAAAUAUGAAUCGUGGGCGAAUCCCUUAUUGAAUUCAAAUUCGAAUACUCGCCACAGGAUUCCAUCGAACAUAGAUUCUGAUACGGAAUUGGACAAUGCAAUAGUGUCAAAUCACACGAGCAGUUAUCUGCGUUCCAAAAAUCGUCAGAGUAUUUUCAAUAGUAUAGUUAGUCUCACGUCGACGUUCAUUUUCACGACAUUACAUUUGAUCACAUUCAACCAGUUCAAAAAGCGCAAUUACGUCAGUAGUACUAGUCAUUAUUACCGCCGCUACGACGAGAGCAAAUGGAACAUAGUUCGCCGACAGAUUGUAACGUUAAUGCAGUAUAUGUAUUUAUCACUCGUUAAAGUUGGACUGCUCGACUCAUGGUUACUUAGCAGAGCUUCCAAUAUUCGAAAUCGAGUCCAAGGCCGUCGCGCUAAAAUACUUUGGCUUAUAUUUCUUCCACUUCUUCUGACGAUUGGAUGCUGGUGCAUACCACACUUUAUGUCUGCCAUUCCAUUGUAUACCAAACAAGCCAUAACCAAAAUUGAAGAAAUAGCACAAAUUACAGAAAGUCCAUAUAUAAGAGAAGAUUUCCAAUCAAAUGAAGAGUUGAGGAAAACAGUUAAUCUCUUGAUUGCUCGAGUUCAACAUUUAGAAGCCGCUAAGGCUGAACAGUUUAAAAAUUUAUCCAAUGUUACACGAAUGUUAGAUGAUUUCAGACGGUCUGACAGCGAAUUAUGGAAACAUUAUGAUGAAAAACUGCUGAAUUUGGAACACGAGUUGAUCGAACAAGACAAUGUUAGGGAACAGUGUAAAAGCGAAGAGAUCGAUUUUAUACGCGUUGAGUUUCAAACUCUCAAAAAACUCUAUACCGAAUUGAAAACCUGCUGUGACAAGACUAUGAAUCCCAUCAGCGAGGAGGACAUAAGGAAACAGGCAGACCAAGUAUUUGCCAGUUACUUUGGUGAUUCGUUUUUAAAGGACGAUGUUGCCAGGUUAUUCCAAAUCAUGAAUUCAAAGAUCCAUCAGGAGAAUAUCGAAAAGGAAAAUAUUGAAAAAAGUGUCGAUUAUGGUGAACAUGCAAGUUUAGGUGUAGAUGAGAUUCGACGAAUGAUUUUUAAGAUUUUGAAGAUCUACGAUGCGGAUAAGACUGGUCGAGUUGAUUAUGCUUUGGAAUCAGCAGGUGGGCAAGUCAUCAGUACUCGUUGCACGCAGCUAUACAACAUCCAUUCACGAGCUUUUAAAAUUCUCGGCAUGACAUUAUAUUAUGAGAGCAACAAUCCGCGAACUGUUAUUCAAGGAAAUACUCUUCAGCCAGGCAUGUGUUGGGCAUUCCAGGACUUCCCUGGUUACUUGCUGAUUAAACUUCGUAGUACGAUUUAUGUAACGGGAUUUACCAUUGAACAUGCACCGCGAAGCAAUUUGCCAAAUGGAGAAAUGAAGAGUGCGCCAAAGUUGUUUAACGUUUGGGGGUUAAGAGAUGAAAACGAUAUGGAACCCGUGAAGUUUGGGGAGUACAAUUUCUUAGAGAGCGAUGAAAGUUUACAGUACUUUCCAGUUCAAAAUAAGUCCAUAACAUCGCCAUAUGGCUUCGUUGAAUUGAGAAUUCACAGCAACCACGGUCAGUUGGAAUACACGUGCCUCUAUAGAUUUCGAGUUCAUGGUGUUAUAGCAUGAUUAACUAUUGAACAAAGUGAAUUAAAAUCAUUUUAUAAAUUUCGUGAACGGUUCUCAAACAAGUAGGUCUAAUAAUUCAUCAAUAAAUGAAUGUGCCUUUGCGAGUGAACCGUUAAUAGAUAACGGAAACGCAUAAUAUUUUUUACGCACCAACGCAGAUCUAAAAGAAGUUUGAUCUGAAUUAUUUGUAAUGGAGAUUCAAAGAGUAUUUUUUAUGUAAUUGAAAGACUCUUAUUUACUCUUAAAUACUUUUCUCAAAGUUACCGACUAUUGAGCGAGAAAGAUUUGUGGGAUGUAUAUUGCUGUUGCUUCCGUAGUCUGGCGUUAUUGAUUGCUUGACACCCCCUAUUUUUUUAACUUAUUUAUUUUAUCCGAAAGUGAUCAGUGACGACAGAUUCAUUAAUGAUAAUGCUACAUUAGUGAUAUAUAUCGUUGCUCGGAGCGACUCUUACAGCCGGACAAAUAUGUACCGACGCAAAACAGUACAAAUUGUAAAAAAACACCUUCCUAGUUUAAUAGACUCUAAGUCAUGCUUUUUGUAAAGAAAUAAAAACAAAUCAUUGAUUAGUCGUUGAGUGAUAUUAUGAAACUAUUGAAGUCUACUCUUAUUGAUUGUAAUAUAAAAAGAAAAUAAUUAAGGAGCACCUCGCACGUGCAAUUUACGUCGCCGCGUACUAUAAUAAAACAGGGAAGCAGCCUUCCUUUUUUUUACCCGAGUGUCAUUCAAUAAUGCACGCUUCCUGUCGAGAAUAGAGUUUAAGGUUUGAAAAUGAAUAAAGUUUGA